Messenger RNA from Camelina sativa (false flax), 1475 nucleotides. Its product is annotated as protein PAM71-homolog, chloroplastic. Gene Ontology annotation, cellular component: chloroplast; Golgi apparatus. NCBI's taxonomy places the organism in Eukaryota, Viridiplantae, Streptophyta, Magnoliopsida, Brassicales, Brassicaceae. Gene Ontology annotation, molecular function: manganese ion transmembrane transporter activity; calcium ion transmembrane transporter activity. The record is from RefSeq and is a predicted model, not a curated record. Gene Ontology annotation, biological process: manganese ion transmembrane transport; Golgi calcium ion homeostasis; Golgi calcium ion transport.
AUCUAGAGUCAACCCCCAACCGCACAGACAAAGAACUCAAAUUCCAAUCCUAUCUGACUAUCUCCAUCACCAAAAACCAUUCUUCUCUGCUUCGCUUUUCCGAGUUAAAAUUCGGACAAAAGUCUCAAUCUUUCAUUCUGGGUUUCUUGUUUUUCAACAAAUUUAGCUUAAGAAAUGAUUCACUAAACUCCUCUGCUUCCUUGGAUUCAGAGUAAAAAGAUCAUGAAGGUCACAAGCUUGAGCAAGAAUGCUAACUCCGCAGCAGCUAUAGCUGUAUCUUCAAUAAGCAAACUCCCAUUCCUCUCUGUGUCUGAAUCUUUGCCUUGUCCGAAGCUUUCAACUACACCCACGUUUCUUCCUUUGAGAUGUAGACGGAGACCAAAGUUGGAUUUACUCUGGGAAAAAUUUAGAGUUGGUGCAUCAAAUGCUGGUGUUGGAUCCGGGAGCUAUAAUGGUGGUGAGGAGGAUGGAUCUCAAAGUAGUUCUCUUGAUCAAUCUCCUGCCAGUUCAUCAGAAAGCUUAAAACCUCAGGGGCCAUUCCCUUACUCUUUGUCAAUAGCACUUGUACUACUAAGUUGCGGUUUGGUAUUUUCUCUUAUCACUUUUGUGAAAGGAGGACCAUCCUCAGUUCUUGCAGCAGUAGCAAAGUCAGGCUUCACAGCAGCCUUCUCACUGAUAUUUGUUUCCGAGAUUGGAGACAAGACAUUUUUUAUUGCGGCUUUGUUGGCCAUGCAGUAUGAGAAAACACUGGUGCUUUUAGGUUCAAUGGGAGCUUUAUCUUUGAUGACUGUCUUAUCGGUUGUUAUUGGGAAGAUAUUUAAAUCCGUGCCCGCUCAGUUUCAGACAACACUACCUAUAGGAGAAUAUGCUGCAAUUGCGCUUCUCAUGUUCUUUGGAUUGAAAUCUAUUAAGGAUGCAUGGGAUCUUCCACCAGCGGAAGUCAAGAAUGGUGAGGAAACCGGUAUUGAACUUGGUGAAUAUUCUGAAGCUGAGGAACUCGUUAAAGAGAAGGCGUCCAAGAAGCUCACAAACCCACUUGAGAUCCUGUGGAAAUCAUUUAGCCUCGUGUUCUUCGCUGAAUGGGGAGAUCGGUCAAUGCUUGCAACUGUUGCGCUCGGUGCUGCACAGUCUCCAUGGGGAGUUGCGAGCGGAGCUAUUGCUGGACACUUAGUGGCAACAUUGCUUGCAAUCAUAGGUGGCGCGUUCCUUGCCAACUACAUCUCUGAGAAACUGGUGGGCUAUGUGGGUGGAGCUCUCUUCUUAGUCUUUGCUGCAGCCACAUUCUUUGGAGUGUUCUGAGCUGUGUUUGUUCUGGCGAUUCACAAGCCUUGCAAUAUUGAUAUUCUUACAUCUUUUGUCGGAAUCAAAGCUGGAGAGCAAUGGACCAGACCCUUGUAACAAUAGUUGUUUGGAAUAAGCACAAGAAGGAAACAUUCUUAAUUUACGAAUGGCAUCAAACAUUUCACAUACAUUCA